This is a messenger RNA of Pollicipes pollicipes, 1189 nucleotides long. RefSeq names its product putative RNA polymerase II subunit B1 CTD phosphatase RPAP2 homolog. Lineage: Eukaryota; Metazoa; Arthropoda; Thecostraca; Pollicipedomorpha; Pollicipedidae. Gene Ontology annotation, cellular component: cytoplasm; nucleus. The record is from RefSeq and is a predicted model, not a curated record. Gene Ontology annotation, molecular function: RNA polymerase II CTD heptapeptide repeat phosphatase activity; RNA polymerase core enzyme binding. The annotation marks the transcript as partial. The transcript is spliced from 6 exons.
AAACGUCACCAUAGGAGCUGAGAGUACCCUUGCCGAAAUUAAAGAUUUUCUCAAUGCUUAGUGUUUGCUGAGUUAUCUACAAAAACUCACGAACAACAUGCAAUCAUCCAGUGAAUGGGGUGAAGCCGGUGUACAGAUCCACAGCAUUGGCUACCUUCUUUUUUGUCCUUGCCAGUACCAUCCAGCCUUGUGAUGCAUCUUUGGAUGUAGUAGUGUGCCAGAUGGUUUAAAAAUCAAAGCAAAUUGCAACCAUGCUGACAAGAUGUUGCUGAAAUGUGCUAUAAUUUUCUGCACAUAUAGGGCAUUUUGGUAAUUGCAUGUACAUAUGCAUUUUUGCCCAUCAGGCUGAGCUUCUGUCAUGCCUGUGCAGUAGCUGAAACUGGUGCAACAAGCUUAAGAAGAAAUGCAGCACAUUUCGCUUAGCAAGCUCACCACAGAACAGAGGAACAUUCUGGUCACUGCUGAGAAGAAGCGGAUCUGUGAGCAGAGAGCACUUCAUAUUGUGGAGAUGCUACUUGAGCCUACCAUCGAGUCUGCAUGGCUUUUGCAACAGGUGAAAUUCAUCGAUCAGAACCAUUACCAAGAUGUAACAGAAGAGCGGUGUGUUACUGGCUGCUGUGGGUAUCCGCUUUGCUCAAGGAGUCUUGGCAAGAUACCCAAAAAGCAGUUCCAGAUCUCUACACUCACCAACCGAGUGUAUGACAUUUCAGAAAGAAAGAAAUUCUGCAGCAAUGCCUGCUUUCGAGCGUCUCGGCACUUGCACGCGCAGAUUCAGACCAGUCCGCUGUGGCUGCGGGACCACGAGCCGGCACCCAGCUUCACCCUCCUAGAUGAAGCGGCCAAUCGGCGGGGUGUGGCCGGUGACCCGGUGGACCUGGGCGUGGUGUGCGCGCCGGCCGAGGACGCGGCGCAGACCACCACCGACCAGGUGGUGACCGGCAUGCUGCACCAGUUCGACGAGCUCUCGGAGCGGAUCGGCGAGCUCGGCCUGAGGCCGGAGGAAGAGAGCGAGCGGCAGCCCGGCGGGGGGCGGGCCGACCGCGGCAAGGUGCGGUUCGGCACGCCCGCCGGUCGGACUGACGACCCGCCGCCUCCAGCACCGGCCGAGGUCGCGCCGGCUGACCAGGAGCCCGGGGAGAGCGGCGUCGCGGAGAGCCCCGCGGACGGACAGGCGGCCGAGGCGUCGCCG